Messenger RNA from Schistosoma guineensis, 8448 nucleotides. NCBI's taxonomy places the organism in Eukaryota, Metazoa, Platyhelminthes, Trematoda, Strigeidida, Schistosomatidae. The record is from the annotation of a GenBank genome assembly.
AUGACAGAUUAUUUGGAUUCAGUGUCAAGAGCACAUCUACCAUCAGUACCAGUUAUUCAAGCCCAACUACGGGAAAGUUGUGAAGCAUUAAAUGAUAUGAAAACGUUAAAGCCAACUUUACAAAAAGUUGACGAGGUUGCUCACAGACUUUUGGAGUACUUUAGUCCAGCUUAUGCUGAACUUACCACUAAUCGACUUCAAUCACUGCACAAUGAUUGGAAUGAAGUGAGAAAUUUAACAAAGUCAAAUGGAGAUCAUUUAAGAGCCAAACUAUCUGAAGCCAACAGUUCAACAAUGAUAAGUAGAAAUCAAGAAUUUCCUGGUACAACAAUACUAUCAAAUUUAUCUUCAUCAGCGACAACUUUAAUUAAUACCCAUGUAACAUGUAAAAAUGAUUCAGCUGAUCGAUUAAUUACAAACGAUAAUACAGGUACAACUAAUAGUGAUAAUAACACUCCAUUAUCUACAUCAACUACUGAAUUUCCAACAACUGAUAGUUCAACAAUAUUGUCUCCAACUCCAACUCCUACUAUUGCUACUGUAUCAAAUGCUGUACAAGUAGAUAUUGCAAAGUUGGAAGUUUGGAUGCAUCAAUCAAAAGAACAAUUAUCACAAUUUUCCAUUAUAAAUGAUCCAAAUGAUUUGAAAAAACUGGAAAAUGUUAUCAAGGUGAUUAGUGACAAAAUCAUUGAGAAUCGACCAAUUUUAGCUGCAAUUGAUACAUGCAGCGCUGUUAGUAUAACAGGUCAACCUAUUUUAGACACUGAAGUCUUAUUAACAAAAGCUCAUUUUGCUGAUUUAGAAUCAGCUGUCACUGCAGAACGAGAACGCUUAAUGGCGGCAAUUUAUCAUUUAGAUGACUUUAAAAUUAUUUUGUUUGACGAGAAUAUACUGAAUAUUCAUUUUGUAAAACAAUCCCUUGACAGAUUAUCAAGAGAACAUACAACUGACGAUGAAGAACGCUUAAACAAAUUAGCUAAUGCAUUACAUGAAUCAUGCGUUAUGGGUAGUGCAAUAAUGAAAGAACUUGAAAUAUAUAAAACAGAACUAACCUUAGUUAAAGUUGAAAUUGAUUCUACAACUGCUUAUCUUCAAAGUUUACUAGACCAAUUACGUUCAGUUGAUGAACAUGUUACAGAAAUCGAGACUAGUUUAUUGAACAUUGAAGAUGAUUUGGAUAACUACUUUUUCAAUACACAAUCUACCGGUGACAUCAGUGUGUUAACAAAUAAAUUGCAAACACGUAUAAAAAGUGCAAAUAAUUUAAUUAAAGAUCUAGAUGAAAUGAUCGAAUAUAAUUCAUUACAUUCAUGUACUGAUUGUUUGACCAAUCGACUAGAAAGUUAUAAAGCUCAAUUACAGGAACGUGUUGAACCAUUGAGUAAAAUCUUACCUCAACUAUCAAAUCCUUCAGUUCAUCAGUCAAAGUUAAAUAAAUUAAACAUGGAAUUAAAACAAAUUGAAAACAAACUUUGUAGGCUAUAUGUUAUAUCUGUGGAUCCAGAAGAUAUUAAAGCAGCCGUUAGUAGUGGACGAACAAUGCUUGCAACAUUGAAUGAAUUAAAAACUGAUUUGUUAAAUAUUAUGGAUAGUGAUGAAUCAUUAUAUACUAAUGAAAAAUUAAACAAUGAAUGUUUAAGCAUGCUAUCUGAAAAACAUAAUCAAUUAGUUUUACAAAUUUUGUCUGGACUAGAACGUUUAGAUAAAGCUUUACCAUUAAUUGAAGAAUUAGAACAGCUUAUGUCACAACUUAAUGAAAAUUUGUUAAGUGUUGAAGAAGUAACUGACUACUUAGAAACAGCUGAUUGUCCUGUAUCAAGAAAAGAUUUGAUUCAAAAAAUUUAUCAACAGUUAACACAUUUAUGCCAAGAGAAUGGUACAGUUGUUCAGAUUAGACAAGUAGCUAAUAAAUUGAAAUCAUUGACACCAGAAGACAAACCAGAAUUAACUGCUGAAUUAUUUAAUGAAAUUGAAGACCAUUUACAUAGAGUGAUCAUGGCUAAAGAAAUAUUUCAAUCACAAAUGGAUGAAGUAGAAAAAGAUACGAAAUGUAAUGAAUUAUUAGAAAAUUCUAUAAACCAACUGAAAUUACGCAAUAUUCAUACACCUGAAUUAAUUGAUAAACUUACGGCCGAUGUCUAUUCAAAUCCAACAAUCAAGAAAUCAUCCGGUGAUUACUUAUUAUCAAUUAAUCGUUUAAUUGAUAAUCUUUUAAAAUCUGAUGCACAAAUUUCACCAACAUUAUACAAUUUAGCUCGAGAAAUCCGGAUACAUUUCAAUGGAAUUAUAAAUUUUAAUUGUUAUUGUUUGGGAACCAGUGGACCAUUGUCUUUAUCACAAACUGAUUCAUGUAACGAAGACUAUCAGUAUUGUUCAGACAACAUGAUUCUUGAAACUUCAGUCUCUGAAAGGAAAACUUUGUUACAGAAAAGUUUUCUGAAUCAUAAACCAAUAUUAGAGAAUACAGUUGGAAGUCAAACAAUGAAAACUAUAAAUGAAUCUGUUUCUUCCUCAGCAUUAUUAACAAGUCGAAUGAAUGAAUGUUACGCGACUAAUGCUACAAAAACAAUAGAUACCUUGGAAUCACCACCAAUAACUGCAGUUAUUUCUAAUCCAUCUGAAACCACAUCUACAGUAUCAACUGUAGUAUGUCAUAAAUCUAUAUCACCUAUAUUGAACCGUAUGCGUAAUGAAAUACAACAAUUAACUCGUUGGUUAACUACAAUCAGAAAUAUACUUGAAACUAGUCAAGCAAAACUUGGUGAUCGAUUUGAUCAAGAUACUGAAAGUCAACAAUUACAACAAAUUAAACAAGCUAUAACUGAUGGGAUUUUGUCUGAAAAACUGGUGGUCUAUCAUCCAGCUACUAUACAGCUUAAGAUAAAACAAUUUCUCACAGAAUUUGAAGCACGUAAACCUCAAGUAGAAAGAAUACAUUAUGAAAAAGAACGUUUAUUAUCUUGGACAACAAAAAAUCGUUCAGUUGAAGAAUUAACAACACAAAUUGAUCAACUACAAAAUCAAUGGGAUUCAGUUGAACAACAAAUGAUCGAACGUUCAGAAAAAUUAGAUCAAAUGUUAUCUGGUAUACAAACUUUAAAAGAAUUAGAACGUGAUGUUGAACGAGAAAUUAGCAAAACAGAAGCUGAUUUACAAAGUAUUGAUACAUCAAAGAAUCAAUCGAAUGAUCAAAGUUUAUCGACUUCUAGAAUUCUUGUUAUGACUCCAGAAACAUGUCGUAAACAUUUACAAGAACUGAUCGACAGUUUGCCACAAAGAUGUGCUAAGAUUAAAUUAUAUCAAAAAGAAUGUGAAGCAUUAAUUAAACAGUUCCCUACAGAGGAUACUAGUCGGAUACGUGCUGACAUGGAACAAACAAUAAAACGUUGGAAUGAAUUAGAAAAAUCAAUUAAAAAAACUAAAACUCUCUAUCUUCAUGAAGCAUUACCACAAGUAUAUGAUCAUUUUAAAGAACAACAAACUAAAUUAAAAGAUCGAAGAACAUCCAGUUCAGAUGGUAUACGUAAACCAACAUUAAAUGAACAAUUAGAAAUGAUAGAGAAUAAAUUUAAUCAAAUAUCCAAACUUGAAGCAGAAUUAAAUCAAUCUGGUUCAAAUAUGGAUAAUCAAUUAUUAAUUGAAAAGAGAGCACAUCUUGUUACAGAAUCACAAACACUACAAGCAGAAAUUAAUAUGAUCGCUACACAAAUAGCCAGUAGUGCAAAAUCUUCAGCGCAAGCAUUAAAUGUUUUGCCUAAUCAAGAAUUUUUCAGACGUUUGCGUCAGUUAAGAGAUAAAAUUGCUAAUUUACGACGAACGAUGCAGUUGAAUUCUAACCAGUCACAUUUAUAUUUAACGAAAUUAAAAAAAUUAAAUGAUUGGUUAUCACAUAGAGAUGCUGCAUUUCAUGAAAUUCUUGUACCAAUUCAAGGAGAUAUGGGUAAUGUGAUCAGCUUGAGAGAAAAGUUAUUGGGUUUAUUUCAAGAACUUAAUACAAAUCGUUUACAAAUUGAAGAAAUUUUAUGCCAUCAUGAUAAUAUAAAUCAAAAUAAAUUAAAUGUUUCAAAUGAACGUGAAACAGAAAUUGAUUCAGAUUUAUCUGAUUCAGGAUGUAAAAAUAAUAUAGAAGAUUGUAAUUUACGAACUAAUCGUCGUAUAACACGUCAUUUAUAUCAUUUAAAGAAAAAAUGGUUAAAUUUAAAUAAUAAUAUGUUAGAUUUUAAAUGUCAACUUGAUGGUAUAUGGGAGCGUCUAUCCAAUUUUAAUUCAUUGCUAAAUGAUGCUGUAGCUCAAGUGAAAAGUGCUGAAUCUGUAACAUUGAAAUGGAUCCCUAUAGAGUUUUUACCAAGUGAACAUAUAAAAACUGAAUUAGAUCAAACAAAGUCUUUUUAUGAAGCAUGUGAACCAUUGGCUCAUUCACUGGACAGCUUAGAACGACAAGUACUUCAAUUGCAAGAAAUACAAGUACAAAUCGAACCAAAAUUACGUGUGCAGUUAAAUUGUAUCAGAAAUGAGUUUGAAAGAAUACGUGUUAUUACACAAACUCGAAUUCAUCAACUUAAUCAAAGUUUAUCAGCACUACAAAUGAUGCCACAAAGACCGAAAUAUCAAACCGUUACACGUAAUUCCUCUCAACGUACUCAAGGAUCGCGUCAUGAAGCUAUAGAACCAGUUGAUCAAACUAUCUUAGCGACUUCAGGACAAUCAAAAAAUGUUCCAUUACACGAUUCUGUUCGUUUACCAUGGGAAAGAUGUGUUCAUCCAUCUGGUACACAAGUUCCAUACUAUAAAAAUCAUGAAACGCAAGAAACUCAAUGGGACCAUCCAAUUUUAUGUGAUUUAAUGAAAUCUAUGAAACAAUUUAAUACUGUUCGUUUCUCUGAUUAUCGAACUGGUUUAAAACUACGUCGUUUGCAAAAAGAACUGUGUUUUGAUUCGAUAAGUAUCUCAUUUGUUGCCGAGAGUUUAAAACAUAUUGGCCAUUCACAAACAUUAAGUAAUCCUAUACUUGGUCAACAAACAACUGAUCCAUUUGAUCGUAUGAUAAGUGUACCUCAAAUUAUUGAUUAUUUACUACAAUUGUUUAAUCAUACAAGAACUUUGUACGGAUUAAAUAAUCAUAAUCAAAAAUCUACAACUGAUAGUUCUUAUGGACAUAAUUCUGGAGUUGAUGCAGAUAAUUUGAAAGUAAAUGAACCAUGUCUAAAUAAUAUUCAUGGUUCUAAUUCCAACUUAAAAGAUCAUAUUAAUGAACCCUAUUCAACACUGCCAGGUUCACGACCUUCCGAUUGUGAAUUAAAAUCAAGUACAAUUGAAUCACAAAAUCAUUCAAGAAAUUGUAUGGGGAGUUUUCUACGUUCAUCUUCAACAACACGUCCAAAUAAAUCAAUAUUAUUUUCUUCACCAUCAACUGAACAUGAAAACAGUAGAAAAUUGACUAAAACUCCUGUUCGUGAUCCAGGCUGUCAUACAAUAGAAAAUGAAAAUACAUUAAGUGAAGAUAAUCGAAGUUCUAGUCUACCUGUGUGCACAAUUAUGCAAGUUAACAAUUAUAAUAACAAUAAAGAUAUGAAUAGUGUUAAUCGUGGUCGACGAAAUACAAUGAGACGUAGAAAGCAUUAUUUAAUUGGUUCAAUUAAACGUCCGGUGAAUGUAUGCGUUGAUCUUAUAUUGAAUUGGUUAUUAAAUGUUUAUGACCGAAUGCGAUGUGGUACCAUUCGUGUUCUGUCAUUCAAAGUAGCAUUGGCUUUAAUGUCAAUGGCAAAUUUAGAUGAGAAAUAUCGAUAUCUAUUCAGUCUGAUAUCUGAUCGUGAUGGUUGUGUAGAUGAGCAACGACUAGGUGCUCUACUAUAUGAAUGUGUACUUAUUCCACGUAAUCUUGGUGAAACUGGACAGUUUGGAAAUGAAGAUUUUAAUCAAUAUGUAAAAACGUGUUUCCAACAAGUCCUUGAAAUUUCAAAGCAUUCGGAUAAAAUAGAUGGAACUUUAACAUAUCAUUCUAAACCUACAGCAAGGAUUGUUCAUUUCUUGACAUGGCUUCGUUUAAAUCCACAAAUGUUGACGUGGUUGCCAUUAUUACAUCGUCUUGCUUUAUCUGAACAAGUAAUUCAUCACAUACGUUGCAGUGUAUGCCAUAAUCAACCUCUUAUUGGACUUCGAUAUCGUUGUCUACGUUGUCUAAAUUUUGACAUGUGUCAGCAAUGCUUUUUUGCUGGAAGAACAUCUAGGAAUCAUAAGCUUACGCAUCCAAUGCAAGAGUAUUGUAGUCAUUCUACAUCCACAGAUUCAUUUAAAGAUUUUACACGAAUUGUAAGAAAUCGUUUUCGAUCCAGAGAUCGUUUAAAUGACGAAAAUGAACGUCGUAAAAUUAAUAAUGCAAAUGGUCAAAAAGUUAGACGAUCCAGUACAAGUCGUACAAGAUGUAAACGUAAUAGUUUGAAUAGCUUUGAUGAAGAUAAACCUCGUCCAGCACCAACUUACAGUCAAGAUCCAUUCUCUGAUUUUGCAGAAUAUCAAAAUUUAGACACUCCGUUUGUUAAUGAUCAGAAAUGCCCAUAUCGAAAUUCGAUCUCGAAUACACAAUCACCUCAACAUUAUUUUCUAAACGAGACAAGUAAUAAUUACAACAACAAUGAUAAUAAUAAUCAACAUCCUAUUCCAAGUUGUAGACCAUUAUCAAAUGUAGCUAUGCCUUCAAAUCAAUAUUCAAUGCCACCGCGUGCAUCAUCUGAUACUCAAUCGUCAAUGUCUAGACAGAAAAAUAUCAAUACGAACUUAUUUACAACACCACCACCAUUAACAACAACAACUCCGUCACCGCAAACUUUACAAAUCAACUCAAGAUUAAAAGCUGACCUUGACUGUAAUUACAAGCAAACUAGUGAACGUGUAAAUAUUCAACAAUAUCAUGGUGAUAAUGAAGAACAUAAAUUAAUUGCACGUUAUAGUCAAGAAUUAAGACAAUAUAGCGAACCUGAAUUGCCUCAUUUGCAACAAACAUCAGUACUUCAAUCAAUGUCUUGUUCCACUGGUCCGAUGAUCAUGGAAAGAUCUACCAUAUCAGAUGGUAUUUCAACGAAUGUUCCAGGUAUGGAUGUUGAACAAACACAACCGUUUAUUAGUGGACAUCUUAGUUUGGACCGACGUCAAACCGAUCGAGGGGUAAAUUUCCCACCAUUAGGUUUUGGAAAUCCUGCACUACGUGGAUCUUUUUCUGGAUGGACGCCACGUGCUUUAAAUGGUACUUUACGCAUUGACAAUCAAUAUGGCCCAACUGGUCACUUACCUCAAACAUCCUAUCAGACUUCUAUGGGUCAAGACGUUAAUCCAGAUAUAUAUACACGUCAUAUUCAACGUACAUUUUCACUAAGAGCUAGAUCACAACCUCCACCGGAGAUUCAAGAAACAAUGUGGAAACCUAUCGGUAGCACAAAUAUACUUUCUCGUCCCCCAACCUAUCUUACUAACUAUCCAAUCCAACAAUUACAACAACAGCCCUAUGGACAAAUGCAACAGACUGUUCGAUCACUUGAAGAUGAACAUCGUGCGUUACAGUAUGAAUAUGAUCGUUUAAGACAAAGAUCUACAACUCCAACCAAUAUAUCAGGAUCGUAUGGUACAAUGAAUAGAAUACAAUAUUCACAACAACGAGUCAAUGCUAGAAUACCUCAUCCAAAUCCUUUAUUGUAUUCUCAACCAUUCCAGUCAACAGAAACAGGUCGUGUAAAUAGUAUACAGCGAACUAUAACUCCAACUAAUUCACCGUGUAGAACAUUAUCGAUUAAUAGUGGCCACUUUUUAUCAAGUCCAUUGGAUUCAGGCAUUCUACCUUUAUCAGCACAAAAUUUGCCUGGGCGGGCGAAUAGUUCUUCUCUUGACCUUGGAUAUACUACUACUGACCAGUAUACUACAGAUUCGACAUCAGCACCAUACAAAUAUCAAGGACAUAUGAAUGAAGCAAUAUUGGUUGGUGGUGUAGCCAAUGAACCACAUCAAGAAUCCCGAUUAUUAUGGGAACAUAAAGGACGUCUUGAAGCUAGAAUGGUAAUGCUUGAAGAACAUAAUAGACAACUGGAACAACAGUUACAACGUCUUCGACAAUAUCUUGUAAGUGGAAAUUCUGCACCUGAUCCCAUUCCAUUACAUAAUACAAAUUCUACAGGAGAAUCUGUUCAUGCGGGAAUCGGCAAUCAAAAUAACGUAAGCAUACGUCAGCGUUCAUCAUCCGGUGGUAUUAAUAAAAACAAUUCCAAAAAUUGUUCAGAAAGUGUUGGUCAAUUAACUGGAACACCUAUGGAAUCAAACCAACAGUAUAAUUCUAACAGACAAAUAGCACAAAGAUCUUAUUCAGAAAGAUCUCCAGAGAAUAUUAAACAUCCACUUCCACAUCGUAUAACUGACGAUAUCAUCACUGAUAUUUCACAACGUAAACCUGAGUUAAGACUAUAG